AUAGCUGCGCGACGGCGCAGUAGCUUCCCGCCGUCCCCCGUACGUCAGUCGCGCUCUGUUCGGUUUGCUGUGCGUAGAUAAAUUAUUUUGUUUAAAAGUUACCGUGAACUUUCAAUUUACUGCUGACAUUUUGUGAACAAUAUAAGUAUUUACGUGUGACUGUAUGUGAAAAACGAUAUUCAUAUGGAUUAAGUGACGAUGUUACCUCCUACGGCCGGUAUAGCACAAGAACAGCGCGACCGGCCCGAUAUGGCGGUAUUCCAGCAACGCCGCGACGUCAGAGAAUUAACCCGAGAAAUUAUCAGAGAGGCUCGAGUAUCAAAUAGACAGCAAUCCAUGUCGCCUGGAGCACGAGACCGUUUCCCGUCCACCUCGUCGACGGACGACAAUGAAAGCGGCACAGAUGGCGAAGCAGACCGGUCUCGCCGCACGAGCAUGACACACGGGAUGCCGACUCCCCCGCCUGGCAUCAUCACGGUGCGCAAGCGCCGCGGGAACCUGCCCAAGCACUCAGUGAAGAUACUGAAGCGUUGGCUGUACGAUCACAGAUACAAUGCGUACCCCAGUGACGCGGAGAAGCUCACGCUCAGCCAAGAGGCUAAUCUUACUGUUUUACAAGUAUGCAACUGGUUUAUCAACGCGCGGCGGCGCAUUCUGCCCGAGAUGAUCAGGCGGGAGGGCCACGACCCGUUACACUAUACGAUAUCACGGCGCGGCCGCAAGCAGCCCGCCGCCUCGGGCAGUGGCUCCGGCAGCGGCGUGGUCGUCACAUCUUGGGAGGGCAUCGAGGUUGAGAACGAGCAAGACCGCAGCGCAGAGCACGAGUACAGCGACGGACUACUGGUGUACCGCAGCGACGGAGAUGACAUAGCAGACGGCGAGGAAGGCUACUCGUCAAGCGCGAUCAGCGAGGAGGAGGUCAAAUACGACCCCUCCGUGUGGCAGUCCGUCAUACGCUACGGGCCGGAGGACAGAGAGCUGCAUCCAGCCGCUAGGGGUGUUAUGUUGGGUGGUAGCACGGCGGCCGUGGUGACGGUGCGUACGUCUGAGUCGGAGGAGGCGGAGGCGGGCGAGGCGGGCGAGGGCGGCGCGGCCGGCGGCUGGCACCCGCAGCUCGCGCACCUGCCGCAGCUGCCGCACCCGCUGCACCCGCUGCGGCGCCGCCUGCAGGUGGUGCCCGCAGGCAGUGCAGCUGCGUCGGCGGCUACAGGGGCGGAGGGCGAGCGCGACAAGUUCAAGUGCCUGUACCUGCUGGUCGAGACCGCUGUCGCCGUGCGCCAGCGCGAGAAGGAGGCCGAGGAAGUGCCUGUCUAGUGACCGAUUAACCGGAACAUCUCGGCAGGUGUGUUGAGUGUGAACCAGCCACACGGAUACGGUACAUGGCUAUGACUAAACUAUUCUAUACUUCCAUUAAUUACUCUAGGCUUGCACCGUCGCGUAUUAUAAACGUGGACGAUAUUGUAGCGAUUGUCGCUUUAUGUCACGUAACUGUGCGAGGUCGCCGUAACACCGCACGCUGUUGUACGCAGCCGCGUAGCAUUUAGUGAGUAAUAAUUGUAAUAUUUAUUCCUCACCUCGAUUGGUAACACGUAACAUAGUCUACUAAGUGCUAUAUUACACUAUCAAACGUAUAGGGUCAAUUUAUAAAGCAAUUUAUACACGUUGAGUUCCACGCCGAUUUUCGAAGAAGUCCCCCGCCACAGGCCAUGCGCGCUGCUCGAAACGCUGGUAUUGUAGGGAACCGUUUUUAUGUUUUAAUUAAAUCCAUUGAUCCUGUAAAGAGUCGAAAUGAAGUAUAUUUUAAAUAAAUUUUCUGUAAUUCCUUAAAACAGUGUAAAUUUUAUAGUUCUGUAUCAUGUUAUCCACAUCGAUGGCUGACACUGUAUAACAUAAAUUAACGAAAAAAGGAGAGUAGGGUUUUUAAGGAGUAUGUAUUUAUGAGUUAUACAUGAUGGUUUUAUAAAUGGAACGUUUUAUUCGUGUUGAUUGUAGCAGUGCUAUAUAUAAUAUAUUAUAUUAUAUAUAAUACCAUAUUGGGCAUGUAUU
Galleria mellonella (greater wax moth) is the source of this 2046-nucleotide messenger RNA. It is a transcript of the gene Achi, whose product is annotated as iroquois-class homeodomain protein IRX-6-like. The transcript has 7 exons. Lineage: Eukaryota; Metazoa; Arthropoda; Insecta; Lepidoptera; Pyralidae. Bases 199 to 1314 code for a protein of 371 amino acids. The record is from RefSeq and is a predicted model, not a curated record. Gene Ontology annotation, molecular function: RNA polymerase II cis-regulatory region sequence-specific DNA binding; DNA-binding transcription factor activity, RNA polymerase II-specific. Gene Ontology annotation, biological process: regulation of transcription by RNA polymerase II.